CGCUCGAGACCCACCAGUUCACUGGUGGCGCAGGCUCUGUUCUGGCUCGGUGCGUCUCGUACGCGCAAUGGUUUGUUGGAGUUGCCAAGUACCUCGUAGUGAACACGAAUCUUGCGCCAGGUUUUUGGACUGUCUUAUGGACUUGGUCAAAUUUGACUUGUCCAGUCGCGAUGUUGGCUUAAUGUAUUUCAAUGAUAACGAAUCUAUUUCGUAAAGACAACUGAUGGGAUAGGCUACUCGGAAAGGGAACUCCCGACAACCCGAAGCAUGUGUACCUCUCCAGAGUUAUUUUUUUGCGCAAGGUGAUAGUGACGGUGAAGACAGUUGAGCUGCCUUUUCUAGUUGGCUAAGAGGAACGAGUCAAAUACUUAUGGAUUACUACCCUAUGGUUCUUUGACAGGGUCGCCUCGAUCUUAAAGUGGAACAUUAGGGAGGACACUUGUGAGGCUUUAUCGUCUGUUUCACACAUCUUAACGCUUUUCCAACUUCUGGCAUUGGACAACAGUUUUGAAGGAAGACCAUGGCAUCGGAAACCACUCCAGUGUUGUCGAAACAGGUGUUACUUUGGCUGGUUGUAGCAUGCCAGUCUGUGUCGGUGAUGGCUUGUGGCGGGACCUAUGAGUACGCCAUCGAGGAGUUCUGCCUGGGUAAAUUCAGACUGGACAUGGAGGAACUUGACCAGCAUCACUGGUGCAGCUGGGAGGAUACAGUGGAACCUUAUGGUGAGCUCACCAACUGCACCUACCUGAUUGCCCUGAAGAUGGACUGUUUCUGGCCCAACCGGCAGGUGGACGAGUUCUUCAUCCGCAUCCACAAGCACUACUUCCACGACUGCUCCCUGUCGGGACGGCAGCUGCGUGAUCCGCCCAACCAUAUCCUUGGGCCAUUCAUUGUGGUGCCCAUCCUUGUCACGCUGCUCAUGACUGCCCUAGUGGUGUGGAGGAGCAAACGCAGCGAAGGCAUUGUGUAACCCAGGCCAACCCCAAGCUCCAGGCCCCCAGCCAGGGGAGAAGAGGUCUAGAAGAGGCCCCCUUCACCCUCCACCCAGGACGGAGACAGGUAUACAUAACGCUGCUGCUUCUACAGAACAGACAUCAUGGACCAGGCAAGGGACUGGGAGGACUAUCAAAGCCUGUAUCAAGGACAACAUUAUAGACCAUCUAUGUUACUGUCACUCUGUUGGGAGUUGACACUGAGCUACAGCCACAGGAUAUAGGAAGGGACACAGACUACAAGAUGAGGAUUUAUAGAACUACACUGAUUAUAACCUGCAGGAGGACUUGUUUAAAAAUGGAGUGUCUGCUUUCAUUACCCUUUAUCUGCAAAUCCAAUCUAGAUGGAGAAUCACAAGCUAUUAGCCAUGAAGGACAGAUGGUGUCUGAUUGGUUUGAAGGACUUCCUGGGCACAUGAGGUAAUUUCCUGUGCAGUGAGUUGGGAUACUUUGGCACCGCUCCUGAAGUGGACUUUUGACAGUCAGUCACCGAUUGGUUGAUAGAUAGGAUGAUGCUAGGAUGAUGCUAUCAUCUCUGUGCUUUAUGGAUAAUGUCUGUGCACUCUAUACUCACCUCAUAAACACUGUCUGGAUCCAACAUCCCCUGUACCUGCACCUGUCCCUAUCCUUGCUGCUGUCCCUGCCCUGUCCCUGUUCCUGUCUCUAACAGUCAGAACCAACAUAUUUCUACAAUCACCCUUCAAAUCCUUACUUUGGCAUUGUGCCAAAUCGCUGUAAGUUUUCAAAAUAAUAUUUUUAAAAAAUCGCAUUUUCCAUGAAUAGAAAGUGAAUAUGAAAAGGAGAUGAUUAAAAAUGACUGAUGUGUGUGAGACAACAUACUGUGCAAAUGCUGAUUAGGGGGGCGUGGUAUGAUUGCUAGUCAGCCUAUUGCAGAUCUGGACAAAUGAUCCACCAACCACUAUUAUCCCUAUGAAUGGUUGAUACAGGGCAGGAAAGGUCUACCCCCCUUGCAAAUUUUGAAUGUGUACAACAAACUUGGAUUAAAACAAAGACGUGUCAUUGUGAAUCAGUUGC
This is a messenger RNA of Oncorhynchus keta (chum salmon), 2027 nucleotides long. Its product is annotated as receptor activity-modifying protein 1-like. The transcript is spliced from 3 exons. NCBI's taxonomy places the organism in Eukaryota, Metazoa, Chordata, Actinopteri, Salmoniformes, Salmonidae. Gene Ontology annotation, molecular function: coreceptor activity. The record is from RefSeq and is a predicted model, not a curated record. Bases 521 to 970 code for a protein of 149 amino acids. Gene Ontology annotation, biological process: regulation of G protein-coupled receptor signaling pathway; intracellular protein transport; calcium ion transport. Gene Ontology annotation, cellular component: membrane; cell surface; signaling receptor complex.